This is a messenger RNA of Salvia splendens (bonfire salvia), 951 nucleotides long. RefSeq lists its product as uncharacterized. Bases 193 to 951 code for a protein of 252 amino acids. The record is from RefSeq and is a predicted model, not a curated record. Lineage: Eukaryota; Viridiplantae; Streptophyta; Magnoliopsida; Lamiales; Lamiaceae. The transcript has 3 exons.
UAAAUUUUUUUAUGGAGUACAUAAUUGAAUGAUAUAAGUAGAUUAUAUAUAGUGCAUUGCAGAUAAGAUUUGGCAGGUGUACAUAUAAUACGAUGCAUGCAAAGUGUCGUGGCAACGCGUGUCACCGCUUUAAUUUGAUUAACUAAGCACAAAAAUGGGUGAUGAGGUUGUGAGAAGUGAAGGUGUUGGAAAAUGGAGAAGCAGGAUGAUGAAGAAUAUGAAUGGGAGAAGCAAAAGGAGUGGGGUUGGGUGAUGGAUGCAGGAAAGAAGGUGGUAAUGGCCGGUGUUAUCAUAUCAUCUGCUCCGGUACUACUUCCGCCCUUACUCGUUGUUUCUGCGCUCGGGUUCGCCGUCUCGCUGCCGUCCGGCGUCGUUUUAGCCUCAUAUGCCUGCACUCACAAGCUCAUGACCAAACUGCUGCCACCGCCGCCUCCUCCUCUUUUUGAUUAUGAUUAUGAUUUUGGUGUUGAUGACGAUGACGAUUAUGAUGGUUAUGGUGAUGGUGAUGUUGAAGGACCAACAACAGCUGCUGAGGUCAAGAUGAGUGAGGACAUCAAGAAUCAGAUUGAAAUGAGAAUUGAAUUGGUGGAAGAUGAGAAUCAUGAGCACUUAUUUGAUGGAGUGACAGAAUCACAAGAGGAGGUAGAGAUGAGCAGCACCUCCUCUUCCACUGACGUUAUUGAUCCCAAGAUAGAUGGUGACAAAUUGCAAGAGGGCAAUGGAGUAAAUGGUGGUGGUUUGCAUUCUCGUGGGGAAGUGAUUAGUGAGGAUAAAAUUUGGGAGAAGAUAGACGCAAUAAGAGUUAUUGUAGGAUUCAAGGCUCCAAAGCGUUCCUCCUAUGUGGAAGAAGUUAAGGCCUUGUAUCUCUUCACAGGCAUCGAACCACCAACACAAGAUCAGUCUCAUCUUACACACCUUAACUUCCUCAUGUCUGUAAUCGGAGUGAAAUGA